AUGGUGCCAAACGGUUGCAAAUGCUCCCCUGAGAGGUUUGGCGGUCGAAACAGAAGGCUAUUUAUCACAGGAAAAGAAAUCAGCCCUCGACACCUUAACCGGCAGAAAAGAUUUUUUGAAAAAAUCCCUAAGCCCCGGGGUCACAAUUUCAUCAAAAAUCUGACUUUCGGCAAUUCACUCAGAAAUGGUGCCAAACGGUUGCAAAUGCCCCCUGAGAGGUUUGGCGGUCGAAACAGAAGGCUAUUUAUCACAGGAAAAGAAAUCAGCCCUCGACAACUUAACCGGCAGAAAAGAUUUUUUUGA
Messenger RNA from Podarcis lilfordi (Lilford's wall lizard), 303 nucleotides. The record is from the annotation of a GenBank genome assembly. NCBI's taxonomy places the organism in Eukaryota, Metazoa, Chordata, Lepidosauria, Squamata, Lacertidae.